AUGUGUGCACCCAGGAGAAGUCUGAGACUCUUCACCUCGCCUUUCUUUUCACGGCGGUUCUGCACCAGGCGGGCUGCCGGCGUGUGGGUGCUCUGUGCCUUCAACACGGCCAUCCACACGGGGCUGAUGCUGCGCCUCCAUUUCUGUGGCCCCAAUGUCAUUACCCACUUCUUCUGUGAGGUGCCUCCUCUACUGCUUCUCUCCUGUAGCUCCACCUACGUGAACAGCGUGAUGAUUGUGCUGGCCGAUGCCUUCUAUGGCAUCCUCAACUUCCUGAUGACCAUCGUGUCGUACGGCUUCAUCAUCUCCAGCAUCCUGAAGAUGCGGACCACCGAGGGGAAGAAGAAGGCCUUCUCCACCUGCUCGUCCCACCUCAUCGUGGUGUGCAUGUACUACACGGCCGUCUUCUACGCCUACAUCAGCCCCGUGUCCAGCUAUAGUGCAGAGAAGAGCAAGCUGGCGGGCGUGCUGUACACCAUGCUCAGCCCCACGCUCAACCCCCUCAUUUAUACAUUGAGAAACAAAGAGGUCAAAGCAGCCCUCAGGAAGCUGUUCCCUGUCUUCAGAAAUUGA
This is a messenger RNA of Tupaia belangeri chinensis (Chinese tree shrew), 573 nucleotides long. Its product is annotated as olfactory receptor 13A1. Bases 1 to 573 code for a protein of 190 amino acids. Gene Ontology annotation, cellular component: membrane. The record is from RefSeq and is a predicted model, not a curated record. Gene Ontology annotation, biological process: G protein-coupled receptor signaling pathway. The transcript has 2 exons. Gene Ontology annotation, molecular function: olfactory receptor activity. NCBI's taxonomy places the organism in Eukaryota, Metazoa, Chordata, Mammalia, Scandentia, Tupaiidae.